UAUAGGAAGUGUAUACAAGCAACACAGAAAUCGGCAACACACAGAGAGGACGAUCAAAUUCAUGUGGAUGUAAACAUAGGCCUAGUAUUGUUCGUAGUAGCUUCAGCACUAUCGUAUAAUAUAUCGAUAUGUUUUCAUGAAUUUGCGUUUUCUCUACCAGUAUGUUACAGACGACAACAUCAAGAUGGGAAAUUACGCCUCUAAAAAAUCGACUGUUCACGCUGUUAAGCAAUCUACGGAUGUUGAUCAAGAAAUCCGAAGAAUUAUCUACGCAAUGUCUACCGACUUGUCCAUAUGUUCCUCAACUAUAAUGAACAGUGUUCAUUUACCAAAGGAAGAAAUAUGUCUGCCAAUUCAAAGCAUGUGGAAAACUACACAGUCUGCUGCGCAUGGUGGCUUCACAGUAACACAGACAUCAGACCAACCUGCAACCGUUACCAUCAUCGCAGGUCAGAAGCAGUUUUUAUGCAACAGAGGUCUAUUAGUGUCGAACAGCGAUUAUUUUAAGACCAUCUUUGAAACAGACAUGCAGGAGAAGCAUACAGGUCAUGUAAACCUAGAUACAAUCGACGCAGAAAGUUUCGAGAUAAUUUACAACUUUAUGAGCUUAGGUUACACAAAAUUCAAGAGCGAGCAACUGUAUUCAGUAAUGUACGCUGUCGAGUACCUGUUGAUUGAUCGACUAGCGAAUGCAUUGAUUGAUGCCGUGUCCACUCGAGUUGUCAGGAGGGACGUCACGGAAUCCGUUGACUUAUUUCUUGCUGCAGACACGUUUCACUCUUUUCAGAAAUUGCGGCAGCAAGCAUUCACUAAGUUAUGUUGGGAUUUCACCAGAUUGAUUGAAAGUGAAGAGUUGUAUCACCUUCCGAGGGAGGUGCUCCAGGAGUUGGUGUCAUCUCCGAGACUGAAUGUAAGCAGCGAACUGGACAUCUUCACAGCAAUCAUCAUGUGGACAGACCAUGAGCCAGCUACCAGACGGUCAUUUCUCAACGGUCUUCUGCAACACGUCAGACUACCUCUAAUCAACAUUGGUGAUAGAGUGAAAAUUAUUAAGCCGAUUUUGUCGCGGUUUGAAAUUUCUCUAGACGCACUGGAAUCGGACGGCAUUUAUGAAGCACAAGUUGAUAAAUGCGCGGUUGCCAUGAGGCGCAAACCAGACCACUUAUCGACGCUGAUGAAACCUAGAAUUAGAAUGGGAACAGAACGUAUACUUCUCGCCGCCAAAAUUUGCGCAGUUAAUCCAAAUAUAAGAUAUUCGUCAGUAAAGUGGUUUCUUGUCGACCCACGCGCAGGAAUGGCAGAUGAUGGCUUGUUUCUUACCGAUUUUAAGGAACUAGAAAACAUGCAGUCUUUAGACACAAUCAGUGUUGUUGGAGACGGUAAAGUUAUCUACACGCGUGAUUAUAAGUCUGCACCUCAUAUUCACGUAAUAAACUUAGAAACUCGAGAAAGGAGCACAAUUCCUUGCCCUCAUCCGCGCACUAGUUCGCGUGAAGCGUCUUUGAAGGGUAUAUCUAAAAGCAGCAAGAAAAAUAACGAAGUGUUAUUGUUAGGUUUACUAGAUAACUGCUUAUUCGCUCUUGUUAUUGAAAAACUUUUUGGAAAAUCAUUAACUUUGUACUCCUGUAACCUUGAAACAAAAGAAUGGCAAUUUAGAAGUAUCCUGUCUACGACGCAUUGCUUUGAUGAGCCUAGUGGUAUUUUUUACGGAGGACUGCUGUAUAUUUUUACGUAUAUUACGAAAGACAGACGCGUGGCAGGCCCAGUGAACCAUUUCGAGGUACACGCUUUUGACCCACGGACUGACGUGUGUUCGAUGCGUUCCUACCCAGAACCCCUCAAACCCUUGACUGUGGUAGGAAUGGCCGAUCGGUGGAUUUACCUCGUGCCGACCUUUGGUCAUGAUUGCGUUUACCGUUACAAUACGGUGAAUUGGGACGUAUCAAAAGUGACUGAUUCUAUGCCGUGUGACCACGAAGGUAUUAAUGACAUCACUCGUGCAAUAUUUGUAAUUGAAUGCCGUUUGCUCUGCGCGUUUAUCGAAGCUGGACAUGAGCGAAUGAAUUUAUGUGCUUACUUAUUAGUGAAUGAACAUUGGACCGAAAUUCUCCAAAUGCCUCUUAAUAUUGGUAUAACGAUUCCAGACAACUGCAAGAAAUUGGUUGAAGUCCAACUUAAGGGAUUUUGUAUAUAGAAAAUUUGAUGUAGGCCUAGGCCUUUUAUAAUAUAAUUAUCUAUAUUUAUAUAAUGUUCAUAAAAAUGGCUGUAACGUACAAAAUAGACCUAGAGAACCAUGUUAACCUAUAUCAAAAUACGUACUACCGUAUAUAAUAAUGUAAUAAAUAUAUAUUUAUGUAGGUUUAUUGAAUUUCGAGUGACUGGUGUUCCUCUACUAGGCCUAUUUAUAUAAAUUGUAAUUUCAUAAUCUAUUAUAUAAGUAAAAUGUAAUACACUUCCAUGAGCCUCUGCAUUUUGAUAGCAAAUCAAUCCGCCUCGUCAGUCGGAGAGAAAAAAAAAAAGGUUCCGUACAUAAUAUGUGAAUAUACGUUUUUACGAGCGAAUAGUGUCGAAACCCUUUACCGCAAAACCAUUACCUAGACACAUAUUAUGUUGGGAUUGCUUACACGCUACGGGUGUUACCAUAAUUUAUACGGAUUGUACUGAAUGAAUGCUUUUAUCAAUCCACUUAAACUAGUCUUCCAAUUUACAUGAGAGACCGACCUCAGUUGAAUACGAAAAGCGUCUAACUGCGCCGCUCGUGAAACUCGUCAUCUAAAAUGCCAAAUGUUGACGUACACUAAUACGUGUUAGGUGCAUCAUGAAACAGUCAUCCAAACUUGUUUAAUGUAAUGCGCUUUGGCGUUCGUUUCCGCUAUUUUACAAGCUUUAGACAAUAAAUUUGGUGACUAAAUACAGUAAAAUAGUAGAAAUGCUAAUUUAUGAUUCAGAUUUUCUAUUACUUGAUCAGGUAUCUCCAUGAAUACGCUUAACAUUGCUUUUAUUAACCUGAUAUAAUAGUGCAUUGUCUAUAUGUUGCAAACAGUGUUCCAUCUGUGCAGUAAAAGCAAUGUUAGAAGAACAACAUAAUGGUCUAGGCCUAUAGAUGAGUUGUUGUUUAAUAGCAACCUAUAUCCAUUUAAAAUUACCUUUUCAAUAAUGUAUACCUGAUUUAAUUCCUGCCAGGUCUACAUAAGUAAGACAUAUCCGAAAUUUAAUUGAACAGUAUUGCAGGCAUUUGAUGAAAAUGCCGAAUUAUAGGCCUAAUUUGAUGUGGAUUACAAUGCUACUUUAUAUUAUGGCAGGCCAAUAUAAUAAUUUGUUCAUAAAUUCUAUAUACAUUAUGACGGUAUGCAUAAUAUGCAGUGAUACCGUAGUGAGGAUGGUAAUAAUAAUAAACACCGUACUGCACAAAAUGACGAUUGGCUCUCUCCAUUCUAUGUACCCCACAUCAUAGUAGCUCUAUAUAUACUUGUAUAAGAGACAGAUAUAAUAUACAACUUCAAGGGAUCAGUGACAAAAUGAAAACCAGAGAUUACGUUUUAGUGGGAACAUAAACAAUUUAUGUCUCCUGCGACCUCAAGAAAAGUAGCAGGACUUUCUGAAAGUACACGUCCUGAUGUUGACAGGGCUAAGGGCCGGUGAAUCGUUUGCAUAUAAAAUUCAUGUUCUAAUAUAUGCCAACCUUGUCACUUUAAUUUAUUAAUGUCUCUCUUCUUCAAUCAUUUAUUUUGAAUCGGCGCAUUAUUAAAUGUUUGAUUAUGUAAUUAUUUUGUUGGGGAAAGCGUGCUCAACUGUAUACGUUUUCAUAAUACUGAGGUGCGUAUUGUCUUUAUUAUUCCCCUAAAGCUCUGUCCAGACUAUCAAACAACUGUAUAUUAUCAUGAUGUGACGUCAUCAUGACCAUAUUUAGGCAUGUCACAUGUUUUUGUUCAAAUAGCAUUUGAUAAUCUGGACAGGGCUUCAGGCCAUGUUUGAACCACUGUAUCAUUACUUUGUCAUGUGCAGGUUUGCGCAUAUUUUCAAUAAGAUGCAUUGUUAAUUUCCUCCUCAUUUAAUCCGCAAUUUUAAUGAGAUAGUCUGAGAAUUUUAUACAUAACACAAUGAUAUAUCCAUUUACCUACCUAUAAAAUACUUUUCCCGCUUCAUACUUAAUCCUAUUUGGGUUUUUUUUUUUUGCAAAUCUUCAAUUCGGGUCACGUGCUGUUGAAUAGGUAUGUUGUGUGAAAUUUGAUUUUAACGUUUUCGAUGACGUAAGGUUUACAAGAAGUGCUGUAUCGAAUAAAACAUAACGAGAAGGAUCAAAUUCAUAAUUAUAUCACGAUGUUAAAAUGAUAUUUUAAAUGAAAUGAAUUGAUAACGGCAACAAACACCAGAUAAAUGUGAUGCUGUACGCCGUUGUAAUAAUAUUUAUAUUAAAAUGGUAACAUUGCGAGUUAGA
Messenger RNA from Anneissia japonica, 4438 nucleotides. RefSeq lists its product as uncharacterized. Gene Ontology annotation, molecular function: protein binding. The record is from RefSeq and is a predicted model, not a curated record. Lineage: Eukaryota; Metazoa; Echinodermata; Crinoidea; Comatulida; Comatulidae. The transcript has 2 exons. The coding region runs from base 137 to 2194 and encodes 685 amino acids.